CUCCAUUAUGGAUAUCGACUUUACAUCUUCAAUUUUACUUCUUUCCUUCAUCAUAUUGCUAGCAAAAAUCUUCAAAGUAGCCAGGCGAUCCUCGGGCGUUUUGAAUCUUCCGCCGGGGCCGAGAAAGCUUCCGGUGAUCGGAAACUUGCACCAGCUCCUCGGCCCUCAGCUGCCUCACCGGAUUUUGAGCGACUUGGCGAAGAAAUACGGUCCGGUGAUGCACCUGAAGCUCGGCGAAGUGAGCACAGUUAUUUUAUCCUCGGCCGAUGCCGCGAAAGAAGUCAUGAAGACACACGACAUCAACUUCGCCAAUAGGCCGUCGCUCAUAGCCCCGGAAAUUUUAUUUUACAAGAAUACCGAUAUAGCGUUCUCCCGGUACAGCGAAUACUGGAGACAAUUGCGCAAAAUUUGCACGAUAGAACUGUUGAGCGCAAAACGUGUCCAAUCGUUCCAGCCUUUAAGAGAAGAAGAAGUUUCGAAACUCUGCCGAUGGAUAGCUUCUAAAGAAGGGUCGGUGAUCGAGUUGUCGGAAAAAGUUUGCUUAACUUCGUGCGACAUUGUAAUGCAAGCAUCCCUCGGGUACAAUUCCGACGAGCUAGCUGCGUUCACAUCCAUAGUCGAAGAAACAGUUGAACUCAUUGGAGGAAUGAACUUGGGGGAUUUCUUUCCUUCGAUCAAAUUGAUCGGCCUACUCACCGGGAUCAGAGGCAGGGCAGAGAGACUGCAUAAACAUUCCGACAGGAUACUUGCCAACAUAAUCGACGAAUGCAAAGCUGCGAAAGAUGAGUCGAAGAAACAGGAAAACUUUGUCGACGUUCUCCUCAAGUUCAACGACGAAGGGCAUGAACUCUACUUAACUACCGAGAACAUAAAAUCCGUCCUGCGAGAUAUGUUCACUGCUGGAAUCGAAACAUCAUCGACAACUAUAAAUUGGGCUAUGGCGGAGAUGCUAAAACAACCAAAAGUCCUUAAGAAGGCGCAAGACGAAGUGCGAAUGGUCUUCAAGGACAAGGGGCGUGUCGAAGAGGCUGACUUUGACGAGCUAAAGUACCUAAAGCUCGUCAUCAAAGAGACUCUCCGGCUACAUACUCCGGUGCCAUUACUUGUUCCUAGAGAAAACUCGGAGCCAUGUGUUAUCAACGGAUAUAAUAUACCGGCAAAGACAAGGGUCAUGGUGAAUACUUGGUCCAUCGGAAGAGAUCCGAAGUACUGGGAUAAUGCCGAGAGUUUCUUGCCGGAGCGAUAUCUUGACAAUCCAGUUGAUUUUAAGGGAAACAAUUUCGAAUACCUCCCCUUUGGUGCCGGAAGAAGGAUUUGCCCGGGAAUGUCUUUUGGGCUCGCAAACGUCGAGCUCCCAUUGGCGAUGUUUCUCUAUCACUUCGAUUGGGUGCUGCCUGAUGGAAUGAAACCUGAAGAUCUGGCCAUGGAGGAAACCUUUGGGAUUACAUCAAGAAGGAAAGAUCCACUCCAUGUCAUUCCAACAGUUAUAAAUCCUUUGCCUGUAAAAUAAAGUUCUCUUUCUGGUGCUAGGGAUGGAAACAGGUUUACGGAUUUUGCAUGCCCCGGAAUCCGCCCUGCCUUAGGUCAGCCCUAAUUUGAAAAGAGAAUGCUUACAUUGUCGAUUUGAUUUCCAAAUAGCAUAUAUAAAAUAUAUAAAAAACAUACAUUUCGUUUUCUCGAAUCAGCAAACAUAAAAUAUACAAACAGCACACAUGGCAUGGGGUAAAAUCAAUUGUUACAUAUGUGGUUAGUUUAUGUAAUAUAUUUGUGUUAUAUUAAUAUAAACGAUCUGAUGUUUGUAGUAAUAUCGUGUUUUGUAUAUUAGCAUAGUUAAAUUUUAAAAUUCAG
Molecule: messenger RNA, 1848 nt
Organism: Andrographis paniculata
Lineage: Eukaryota; Viridiplantae; Streptophyta; Magnoliopsida; Lamiales; Acanthaceae
Product: salviol synthase-like
Exons: 2
Coding region: 8-1510 (500 amino acids)
Molecular function (GO): heme binding; monooxygenase activity; iron ion binding
Source: RefSeq, a predicted model, not a curated record